UGACGCGGCGCUGGCGUCGAAAGCGGAAGUGUGGGUGGUUGUUGGUCCUGGAGUCCGGGCUCAGGGCCCGCCUGGGCGGCGAUAAGGGAGGCGGCUGCGUCGGCGUCUUGGGCGGCCGGGGCUCCAGGCAUGGCGGCUCCUCCUCCUCCUCCUCGAUGGGGGCUGAUGGGGCCGCUGCUGGCCCUGGCUUUGCUGGUGGGGGCGGCGGAGGGAGAAAAGAAUUCUGAGGAUGUCCGAUGUAAAUGCAUCUGCCCUCCUUACAAAGAACAUGCUGGUGACAUUUUCAGCAAAAAUGUUUCACAGAAAGACUGUGAUUGUCUUCAUGUUGUGGUGCCUAUGCCAGUUCCUGGGCCAGAUGUGGAAGCCUACUGCUUACGUUGUGAAUGCAAAUAUGAGGAAAGAAGCUCUGAAACAAUUAAAAUUACUAUCAUCAUAUAUUUGUCCAUCUUGGGUCUCCUACUCCUGUACAUGGUGUAUCUCACAAUGGUAGAACCUAUUCUGAAGAGACGUCUCUUUGGACAUUCGCAGCUAAUACAGAGUGAUGAAGACAUUGGGGACCACCAGCCUUUUGCAAAUGCGCAUGAUGUGUUGGCCCGUUCCCGAAGCCGUGCGAACAUGUUGAACAAAGUGGAGUAUGCCCAGCAGCGUUGGAAACUCCAAGUUCAAGAACAGCGCAAAUCUGUGUUUGACCGCCAUGUUGUCCUAAGUUAAAAAGUACAGUUGCUAAUUUCAAAUGAUAUUGGAAGGGGAAGAAAUGGACUCAGAUAAAGCACUGACUUCUGUAUUUCUGGUAUGCCACUACAUGAGAAGACUUAUUUUUGUUCAUCAGGAGCAAUGAGAGUACAAACACAAGGAUGAUAUUAAAAUAUUUUAACAAGCCAAAAUCUCUGUUCACUAUUAUAUUACUUGUAUUAAUAAAACAUAAGCAAUUAUCUUGUGAUAACUUUGCCAUUGAAAGAUAAUUGAAUAUGGUUCUUAAAUCCAGUUUUCACUAAUAUCUAUGUGAAGAAAUGAAAAUAUGUGCAGCUUUUCUGUUACAAAAGAUUUUACACAAUGAACUUUUGUAAAUAUAUUUGUUUUCCUACCGUUUGCUGUGUAUGUUGUACAGUAUAGUUGUCACAUCUAAAACUGCCUUGUGUAUAAAUUUUAUGUCAUGUACUGCCAAUUCAUUAGCUGAUCUCUGCAACUGUAAGGUGAAGCCUAAGUAGGCAGAGGUAGUUCGUAAGCAGAUACAGUGUAAAGAAAACAGACUUGUGCGGUGCAUGAUAGGAAAGGUUGCCCUUCUAGGCUGCUUGCUGAAUUCUCUAUGGAUACCUACAAAUGUUUUAUUAAUGUAAAUUCUGGUAAGCUGAUGGACAAUAACUAUUUUUAAAGAUUAGCUUGAUAAUGGAAUGCAAAUAAAUUCUUCAGAAUCUCUUG
Messenger RNA from Sceloporus undulatus (fence lizard), 1419 nucleotides. It is a transcript of the gene TMEM9B, whose product is annotated as TMEM9 domain family member B. Gene Ontology annotation, cellular component: lysosomal membrane. The record is from RefSeq and is a predicted model, not a curated record. Gene Ontology annotation, biological process: positive regulation of canonical NF-kappaB signal transduction. Lineage: Eukaryota; Metazoa; Chordata; Lepidosauria; Squamata; Phrynosomatidae. The coding region runs from base 130 to 711 and encodes 193 amino acids. The transcript has 5 exons.